Messenger RNA from Pistacia vera, 531 nucleotides. RefSeq names its product protein CRABS CLAW. Bases 1 to 531 code for a protein of 176 amino acids. The transcript has 7 exons. Gene Ontology annotation, cellular component: nucleus. Lineage: Eukaryota; Viridiplantae; Streptophyta; Magnoliopsida; Sapindales; Anacardiaceae. Gene Ontology annotation, biological process: cell fate commitment; multicellular organism development; leaf development. The record is from RefSeq and is a predicted model, not a curated record.
AUGAGCCUAGAGGAAAACAUCUCCAUGGACUUGCAAGUUCAACCCUCUGAGCAUCUCUGCUAUGUCCGCUGCAACUUCUGCAACACUGUUCUUGCGGUUGGGAUUCCAUGCAAACGGUUGCUGGACACAGUGACAGUGAAAUGUGGUCAUUGCAGUAACCUCUCCUUUCUCAGCACAAGACCUCCACAGCAAGCUCCCUGUCACCAAAUGAGUCUCACUUUUCAGGAGAAGCAGAGCUUUUGCCAAGAUUUGAAACUGGGAAAUUCCUCAUCAUCGACUUCCAGUGAGCCAUUGUCCCCAAAAGCACCAUUUGUUGUAAAACCACCUGAGAAGAAACACAGGCUUCCAUCAGCCUACAACAGGUUCAUGAAAGAGGAAAUACAGCGUAUCAAAACGGCCAAUCCUGAGAUAGCACAUCGAGAAGCUUUUAGCACUGCAGCCAAAAACUGGGCUAGGUACAUUCCUAAUUCGCUAACAGGGUCUACUUCUGGAAGCAAUAACAAUGGUUUAGGUGUUGCAGGAAUGAAGUAA